Molecule: messenger RNA, 456 nt
Organism: Fomitiporia mediterranea MF3/22
Lineage: Eukaryota; Fungi; Basidiomycota; Agaricomycetes; Hymenochaetales; Hymenochaetaceae
Exons: 1
Coding region: 1-456 (151 amino acids)
Source: RefSeq, a predicted model, not a curated record
AUGAUGCAUUCAAAUGAAAAAAGAAGAUCUGCCGCAUGUUUGCCGUCGUCUACACUCGGAUCUGAUGAGCAACGGCAUUCUCAGUAUGGCAACGCGCUCCCUCGUCUCACGCUCUUGCCGAAGAAGUCCCUCAUCCUAAAUGAGAGUAUCCACUUCGCCUCAUUGUCUUUUCUAUUGUGGUAUUCUGUAAAGUUCUCUCACGUCCUAUAUUGGCAGGGUAUUCUGACGGCCAAUUCAAGGAGAGAAAAACGGAUCUUACGCUCCGCUUUCAGCAACUCAGGACCUCAGCGUCUCUUGCCUGUUACUUAUCAGGAUUCCAUCUCUCCGCAAUCAACAGCUUUGCCAGCGAUUCAUGCCAAUAGCCAAUUGGGUCCGACGAAAGUACCUUCUUCUGUGGGGGAUGACCAUUCGAUCGAAAGAGACGCAUUACUCACAAUUGCUCGCGUUACUCACUAG